GAUGGUACGAUUCUGUAUACGACGAGGGACUGAGUGCCCAGCCUUGCAUAUUCACGUCUGUCACGCCUAUCAAGUCGCCACUGGUGUUGAGAGUCGGACACGUUGGCUGCUACCUCGCUUUGAUGUUCAUUAUCCUCAAGUAGACACGUACGAGCUAUGACAGCGGGAUCGUUGUCUCUGGACAACUGCCAUCCGUUUGUGCGCGGAAAGCUUAUGUUCAUGCACAACGGUGGAAUCGCCGAUUUCCAUCUGAUAAAGCGGAAACUGCAGAGUCAACUGCCUGACGUCGCCUUUGACACGGUCCAAGGCAAUACAGACUCUGAAUGGACCUUUACACUCUUCCUAUCAAAGCUCCCAGACCCGAACGCCACGACCUUUAGCUCCCAAACAUUGUGAAAGGCGAUGCUUGCUUCCCUGAAUGCCUUUGCAGAAGAGGCUGGGAUCGCUGAGCCGAGUCUUAUCGACUUUUGUGUAACGGAUGGGAGACUGUAAUUGCUACGCGGUAUAUUUCAUCACGGAAGGAUGAAACGGCUCCCCUGUGGUUCCCGUCCGGCACGACGUUCAGUGAAUACGCAGAUGGCGGUCACUAUAAGAUGUCAAAGGCUGACAAGCGAGAGAACAUAAUCAUGGUGCGUCCAUAUCCUUUUAGAUUGCGAGCGAACCACUUACGUUUGAACGUAUCUGCUUCUAGCUGAUUGGAUGGAAAUAAAAACUAAUACCAUGGUCAUCAUCGCGCCCAAGAUGAA
Molecule: messenger RNA, 746 nt
Organism: Desarmillaria tabescens
Lineage: Eukaryota; Fungi; Basidiomycota; Agaricomycetes; Agaricales; Physalacriaceae
Exons: 8
Coding region: 157-396 (79 amino acids)
Biological process (GO): glutathione catabolic process
Cellular component (GO): cytoplasm; glutathione hydrolase complex
Molecular function (GO): omega peptidase activity
Source: RefSeq, a predicted model, not a curated record